AAGUAUUCGUUUCCUCCGUCCAUAAAUCAGCAUUUCUGGUUCCCAGCGGAAUACAGUCUUGAUCUUCCUACCUCAUGUCCUGAUAGUGGCACCGCAGCUCUCACUAAAGAGAAAGAUGAACAACAGCUCCUUCGACAUCCCGGACUCUACCGACUGGCUGAACACGCCUCUCUCACUCCUCACGCCCCUGGAAUCCUCGCUUCGUUGCCAGGUUUGCAAGGAUUUCUUCAACAAUCCUGUCAUCACGUCCUGCAGCCACACAUUCUGCUCGCUAUGUAUCCGUCGCUGUCUAAGUACAGAAGGCAAAUGCCCUGCGUGUCGCAGCUCCGAUCAGGAAUUGCGCUUACGUCGAAAUUGGGCCGUCCAGGAAGUAGUGGACGCGUUUAGAAAUGCCAGGCCCAGCGUGCUGGAACUUGCGAGGAGAGCUACCUCCACAGGGUCUGAGGAGGGAGAUUAUAUGCUCGAGCAGCCUGCAUUGAAAAAGCGGAAAGUGAACGACGGGCAGGACGCUGGGAGCCUUGACGAGGAUACUACCGGAAGCUUCAAGGGCAGACAGACACGGUCACGCAGAAGUAGGGUAGAUAGUCAGAGUCAAAGUCAGACGGAGGUUAUUGAGGAUAGUCAGGACGAGGAUUUCGUUCCGGACGAUGGCCUCGUUGCGUGUCCGAUCUGUAACCGAAGAAUGAAAAAUGAGGCUGUAUUUCAACAUCUAGAUGCUUGCACGGGGACUUCCGCAAAUACUCCAAAGCAGACAUCUUUCGGAUCUCUGAAGCCUAUUUCACGCAAUAUGGCCAAACCCCCUGAACGACUUCCGGCCAUGAACUAUUCCAUACUGAAAGACGGGGUACUCCGUAGAAAACUCAGAGACCUGGGUAUACCGGAUUGGGGCCCUCGGCCACUCCUACAAAGGCGCCACACCGAAUGGAUGAACUUGUGGAAUGCAAAUUGCGAUUCAAAAACACCAAAGUCGAAAAAGGAACUGUUGCGGGAGCUUGACAUUUGGGAGCGUACACAAGGUGGACAGGCCGCUGCGUCGCCCUCUGUAGGCUCGACAAAUUCCGUUAUGCGCAAGGAUUUCGACGGAGCGGCCUGGUCGGCAUCCCACGAUUACGAAUUCAAACGAUUGAUCGCGAGUGCCCGACAAAGGAGUGAUGCCAUGGUUCGGUCGACCAUUCCCCAAGCUUCUGUUGCACAAGAGAAGCCAGAGGUACCGCCAAAAUCCGAGGCGUUUCAUGACUCACCCACCGCCGCAGACGAUGUCCAGAAGCCAGCACAGCUACCUGUAAGACAAAUGGGUGUAAAUGACGCCGAGGAUGCAGUUCAUGCAUAUCAGAAUACCAGUGAUACCCAGGCUAUCAAAAAUCCAGCUGAAUAG
Molecule: messenger RNA, 1375 nt
Organism: Monascus purpureus
Lineage: Eukaryota; Fungi; Ascomycota; Eurotiomycetes; Eurotiales; Aspergillaceae
Source: the annotation of a GenBank genome assembly